GAUAUGACGUAUAUCUUGACAACUUUAAUGGCUACCUUCAUGUUGGCCACGCUUGCUUGGUAAAGAGUAAUAUUUUCUUUAACAUAUAAACACAUUCAUCGUAAAUCAUGUCGGGACGACAAAGCAACAAGUUGCCCAACAAUUUACCGCAACUGCAAAAUCUUAUAAAAAGAGAUCCACAGUCAUACGUGGAAGAGUUUUUGCAGCAGUACCGACACUAUCAGUCCAAUGUACAGAUCUUCAAACUGCAGCCAGACAAACCAAACAAAGAACUGGCAGAGCUCAUCAUGUUUCUUGCACAGAUUGGCCACUGCUACCUUCAGCAUCUGUCUACCUUUCCACAAGAGCUGACAGAGUUAUUACUGAGUCACCACACAGUCAUAGACCAUGAUUUAAGAAUGACUUUCUGUAAAGCCCUCAUUCUUAUGAGGAAUAAAGAUCUGAUCAACCCGACAGGCCUCCUGGAGCUAUUCUUUGAGUUACUACGAUGUCAUGACAAACUGCUCAGAAAGACACUGUACACACACAUUGUAACAGAUAUCAAGAACAUCAAUUCUAAGCACAAAAACAACAAGGUCAAUACGACGUUACAGAACUUCAUGUACACCAUGCUGAGAGACAAUAAUCCCAUUGCAGCAAAGAGCUCCUUGGAUGUGAUGGUGGAGCUAUACAGACGGAACAUAUGGAAUGAUGCUAAAACAGUUAAUGUCAUCACAACGGCAUGCUUCUCUAAGGUGACAAAGAUUCUUGUUGCAGGUCUCAAAUUCUUCCUGGGCAAAGAUGAAGAUGAAAAAAAUGAUAGUGAUUCUGAAUCAGAGACGGAGGGUGUGUCAGCUCGAGACCUGAUGGUGAGGUACUCCACAGGCAAGAAAAGCUCCAAGAACAAGAAGAAGUUGGAAAGGGCAAUGAAAGUCCUCAAGAAAAACAAGAAAAAGAAGAAAGCUGAAGUGUUCAACUUCUCUGCUAUUCACCUUAUUCAUGAUCCUCAAGAUUUCUCAGAGAAACUUUUGAAACAGUUGGAGACCUCUAAAGAUCGCUUCGAGGUGAAGAUUAUGAUUAUGGAGCUCAUAUCCAGACUGGUUGGAAUCCACGAGCUAUUCCUGUUUAAUUUUUAUCCAUUUGUCCAGCGGUUUUUGCAACCUCAUCAAAGAGAGGUGACAAAGAUUCUCCUAUGUGCUGCUCAGGCUACGCAUCAACUCGUCCCCCCAGAGGUCAUUGAAUCUGUCAUUAUGACAAUUGCAAACAACUUUGUGACUGACAGAAACUCUGGAGAGGUCAUGACUGUGGGUAUUAAUGCCAUCAAGGAAGUAGUAGCCCGCUGCCCGCUGGCAAUCACUGAAGCGCUGCUGCAGGAUCUGGCCCAGUACAAGACCCACAAAGACAAGAAUGUGAUGAUGGCUGCGAAAGGGCUGAUCCAUCUGUUCAGAAGUCUUAAUCCAAAGAUGCUACACAAGAAGGACAGGGGGAGACCCACAGAGGCCUCUGUAGAGGCGAAAAUCAAAGAAUAUGGAGAGCUUGAAGCUAAAGACUAUAUUCCUGGUGCAGAGGUCCUUGAGGUGGAAGAGGAGAAAGAAGAGGGAGAGGAGGACGAUGACGGCUGGGAGAGUGCUAGCAUUAGCGAUGACGAUGAAGAUGGGGAGUGGAUCGACGUUCACCACUCGUCUGAUGAGGACACGGGAGAAGUGGUGGAAAAAAUUCAGAAGAUGCCAGUUGAGGAACAAAAAGCAAAGGCAGCAGCCGUCAGCGCAAGCAGACUCCUCACUCAAGACGAUUUCAAGAAGAUCCGUCUGGUCCAGAUGGCCAAGGAUUUUAAUGCUGCGCCAGGCAAGGGCCAGAAGAGGAAAAUUGUGGAGAGUGACGAUGAAGGCGACAGAGGAGAGCUUCUGACCUUAAGGGAUAUUGAGAAGCUGCAUAAGAAACCAAAAUCAGACAAGGAAACACGUCUCGCAACAGCAAUGGCGGGUCGCACCGAUCGGAAGGAGUUUGUCAAGAAGCGGACCAAGCUGAACCCACACGCCAGCACCAGCAACAAGGAGAAGAAGAGGAAUAAGAACUUUAUGAUGAUACGACAAAGUCAGAAUGUCAGAACGAAAGGCAAACGCUCCUUCAGGGAGAAACAGCUUUCUCUCCGGAAUGCCCUUCUAAAGAAGAGGAAAGCGCAUAAGUAGGACACAUGGAUGAUGCUGACAGCCCAGUGACCAGAAGAGUUCUCAUCUUUGUGUCAAAUGUUGCACAUUCUUGGCUUGUAAAACAUAAUAAUCUAUUAUUUUUGAAUAAACAGAAUUACACUGUU
Molecule: messenger RNA, 2293 nt
Organism: Betta splendens (Siamese fighting fish)
Lineage: Eukaryota; Metazoa; Chordata; Actinopteri; Anabantiformes; Osphronemidae
Gene: sdad1
Product: SDA1 domain containing 1
Exons: 22
Coding region: 108-2168 (686 amino acids)
Biological process (GO): ribosomal large subunit biogenesis; ribosomal large subunit export from nucleus
Cellular component (GO): nucleolus
Source: RefSeq, a predicted model, not a curated record